Messenger RNA from Oncorhynchus keta (chum salmon), 1332 nucleotides. RefSeq names its product proteasome 20S subunit alpha 5 (gene psma5). Gene Ontology annotation, cellular component: proteasome core complex, alpha-subunit complex; proteasome core complex; nucleus. The record is from RefSeq and is a predicted model, not a curated record. The transcript has 10 exons. Bases 142 to 867 code for a protein of 241 amino acids. Gene Ontology annotation, biological process: proteasome-mediated ubiquitin-dependent protein catabolic process. NCBI's taxonomy places the organism in Eukaryota, Metazoa, Chordata, Actinopteri, Salmoniformes, Salmonidae.
UUUUAUGCCAACCACCCUUAAACCUCAUCAAAGACGAAGAGGAAGCAUUUCCCUCUCUGUGUGUUUGAGCACGCACACGCUUCCUGUAGAAACAAGCGAACUCAUUCUACGAUCCAGAGCGGGUGAUCUAACACCUUCAAGAUGUUUUUGACGAGAUCGGAGUACGACAGAGGAGUAAACACCUUUUCUCCAGAGGGACGACUGUUCCAAGUGGAAUAUGCUAUUGAGGCGAUUAAGCUGGGCUCCACAGCCAUUGGCAUCCAGACAUCUGAGGGGGUGUGUCUGGCCGUGGAGAAGAGGAUAACAUCUCCUCUAAUGGAGCCAAGCAGCAUCGAGAAGAUUGUGGAGAUCGACACCCACAUCGGUUGUGCUAUGAGUGGCUUGAUAGCUGAUGCCAAGACUCUUAUCGACAAAGCAAGAGUGGAGACACAGAACCACUGGUUCACCUACAACGAGACAAUGACAGUGGAGAGUGUGACCCAGGCCGUGUCUAACCUGGCCCUGCAGUUUGGAGAGGAGGAUGCAGACCCUGGAGCCAUGAGCCGGCCCUUUGGUGUAGCGCUUCUCUUUGGUGGACUGGAUGAGAAAGGGCCCCAGCUGUACCACAUGGACCCAUCAGGCACCUUUGUCCAGUGUGAUGCCCGGGCCAUCGGCUCUGCCUCUGAGGGAGCCCAGAGCUCUCUGCAGGAGGUCUACCACAAGUCCAUGACGUUAAAAGAGGCCAUCAAGUCAUCCCUCACCAUCCUAAAGCAGGUGAUGGAGGAGAAGCUGAAUGCCACCAACAUUGAGCUGGCUACAAUAGAGCCAGGCAAGACCUUCCACAUGUAUUCCAAAGAGGAGCUGGAGGAUGUUAUCAAGGACAUCUAGAGCAGAGUGGUGCUCUGUGGGCCUUGUCAGCACUGAGGAGAGGGAAUCCACCUGGGCUCUGAGGAUCACCACACACUUCCCAUCAGCACUCGCUAGUUUCAUUGGUUCCUUGUGUGGGAGGCAACUCUUUGUAAUGUGUUAUAUUUUUUUCUUAUUUUGGCUCUGGAAAUGGGGGGGGCAGGGAGCCUAGUGGUUAAGAACGUUGGGCCAGUAACUGGAAGGUCGCUGGUUCGAAUCCCUGAGCAGACUAGGUGAAACAUCAGUUGAUGUGCCCUUGAGCAAGGCACUUUUUUAAAACCCUAAUUGCUCUCAUAAAUUGCUCUGAGCGUUUGCUACAUGACUAAAAUAAUUUCUACAGUUCUGUACAGGCAUCGGUCAGAUCAGUGCUUAGAGCUGUGACAUUAAAAAAGGGGGGGUACUUUUUGUUAUGGAUCAAUGCCUAAAUAAAACUGUUGUAUUCUAAAA